Plasmodium gaboni is the source of this 1248-nucleotide messenger RNA. Its product is annotated as falstatin. The transcript has 2 exons. Bases 1 to 1248 code for a protein of 415 amino acids. The record is from RefSeq and is a predicted model, not a curated record. Lineage: Eukaryota; Apicomplexa; Aconoidasida; Haemosporida; Plasmodiidae.
AUGAACCAUUUAAUUUUUCUUUCUUUUUUCCUUUUAUCGUGCAUAGCCCAUCUUUCCAGAUGUUCAGAUAAUAACACUUACUCUUUUGAAAUUGUGAAUAGAUCUACGUGGUUAAAUAUAGCAGAGAGAAUAUUCAAAGGAAACGCUCCAUUUAAUUUUACUAUUAUUCCAUAUAAUUAUGUAAAUAAUUCUACAAAAGAAAAUAAUAAUAAUAAAGACUCCGUUUUAUUAAUAAGCAAAAAUUUAAAAGAUUCCUCUAAUCCAGUUGAUGAAAAUAGUCAUAUAAUUGACAGUACUACAAAAGCUAACACAUCAAAUAAUAAUAAUAAUAAUAAUAAUAUUGUUGGUAUAUACGAAUCAGAAGUACGUGAAGAAAAGAUAAAAGAAGAUAAUACACAACAGGGCAAUAUACUUAAAAAAGAAAACGAGAUUAUAAAUAGUGAUCAGCAAGUACCUGUAUCAAAUAUUUUUUCAAAAAAUAUUGAUAAUAAAAAUAAUUACAUUGAAUCAAAUUAUAUGAGCAGUCAUAAUACGAAUAACCCAGAGUUGAUUCAUUCCACCGAUUUUAUUGGUUCGAAUAAUAAUCAUACAUUUAAUUUUCUUUCUCGAUAUAACAGUAUAUUAAAUAAUAUGCAAGGAAGUGGAAAGGUUUCAGGUAGCGUACCUGAAUUUAAGGCCAGAAUUUUUUCAGAAGAAGAAACUAGUGAAUUAGGAUCAGGAGAAAAAUAUCAUGAUAAUGCAUUAAAUCCUAAUGAACCAUGUGAUCAAGUUAUAAAAUUAGGAGAUAUUAUAAAUAGUAUAAAUGAAAAAACUUUAACUAUAAAUUCAAAGACAAAUAAUGUAUUAUGUAUAAAUCUAGAUUCAGUAAGUGGAAAUGGAUUUGUAUGGUCUUUAUUAGGAGUGCAUAAACAGAAGCCAUUAAUAGAUCCAUCUAAUUUUCCUACUAAAAGAGUAACACAAUCAUAUGUUAGUCAAGAUAUUACAGUAACGAAUCCAGUGCCCUUACCAAAAAAUUCUAAUUCAAACAAAAGUGAUUCAAUAAAUAAUUCAAAAGAAGGAAGUUACAAUAACACAACAAGUAAUAAUUAUCCUAAGGCAACAGAACAGCUUGUUGGGGGCUCAUCCAUGUUGAUAAGUAAAAUUAAGCCUCACAAACCUGGACAUUAUUUUAUAGUCUAUGCAUAUUAUAGACCUUUUGAUCCAACAAGAGACACAAACACAAGAAUUAUUGAGUUAAACGUGCAAUAA